AGCCUUCCUCUUUACGUCAUCAGCUAAGAUGCCGUCCAGAUUGAGGAAGACCAGGAAGCUGAGGGGACAUGUUAGCCACGGUCAUGGCCGAAUUGGCAAACAUAGGAAGCAUCCAGGUGGUCGUGGCAAUGCUGGUGGCAUGCACCAUCACAGAAUCAACUUUGAUAAAUAUCAUCCAGGUUACUUUGGAAAAGUCGGCAUGAGGCAAUAUCAUCUCAAGAAGAAUCGGUUGUUCUGUCCGACUAUAAAUCUGGAUAAGCUGUGGACACUGGUCAGUGAACAGACCCGAUUAAACUAUGCCAAAAAACCUGAAGGACCAGCACCUGUCAUUGAUGUUGUACAUGCUGGUUACUAUAAAGUUCUGGGUAAAGGCAGGCUCCCUAAACAGCCAGUUAUUGUCAAGGCAAAGUUCUUCAGCAGGAAAGCUGAAGAGAAAAUCAAAGAAGUUGGUGGCGCCUGUGUAUUAAUGGCAUAAGUUUUCUAAUGUACUAAUAAAAUGCUGUCACUUUUUAA
Molecule: messenger RNA, 513 nt
Organism: Hemiscyllium ocellatum (epaulette shark)
Lineage: Eukaryota; Metazoa; Chordata; Chondrichthyes; Orectolobiformes; Hemiscylliidae
Gene: rpl27a
Product: ribosomal protein L27a
Exons: 5
Coding region: 29-475 (148 amino acids)
Biological process (GO): translation
Cellular component (GO): ribosome; cytosolic large ribosomal subunit
Molecular function (GO): structural constituent of ribosome
Source: RefSeq, a predicted model, not a curated record